Messenger RNA from Mesorhabditis spiculigera, 1185 nucleotides. The record is from the annotation of a GenBank genome assembly. NCBI's taxonomy places the organism in Eukaryota, Metazoa, Nematoda, Chromadorea, Rhabditida, Rhabditidae.
AUGUUCGUGCUGUGGCCGCUUCUAUGCUUGGCCCUCGUUUUUGGCGAUGAUCAGAGCGCCAUCCCAUGCGAUUCCCAAUUUCCCUACUACAGCGGCGAAUACUGCUAUUCGAAACUCCCCGGCUCAAGCCCGGUGAACGAUCUUUGGGUGUGCGAGGGCUAUCACUCGCUUCCGGCCAUCGUCACAAAUGCCUUUGACAAUGCUUUCCUGGCUAAGCUUCUGAACGGGAAUAGCACGUGGUUGGGCAUGUUGUGGAAUGGGACUCAUGUCCUACCUGCUGGCCCUGGUGAUGUCAUUAAUUAUGCAAGAUGGGGACCAGGCCAACCAAAAGGGAACGGGACAAUAGUGAUGGGUCCGGAUGGGUACUGGCACGUACUAGCAAAGGACGAGAGAUAUUCUCCGUAUUUCUGCCAGCACAAGGCCAUCGAGGAUUGUCAGGGAUGGCGGUUGGAGCGCUUCCAUGAAGACUCGGGGGUGAUGACGGUUAAAGUGGGAAAUGGGGUGAGACAAGUGUAUUGCGACAUGACGACGCAGGAUGGCGGAUGGACGCUUUUGCAAAGCCGUGUCGACGCAAAGGAGCCAUUUUGGAAUCGGAAAUGGGCCGACUACAAGCAGGGCUUCGGCACAGCGGAUCCGGCCAGCAAUUAUUGGCUGGGCAACGAGGCGGCGCAUGUUAUGACCAAUUUGGGUAGUGACACGGAGCUACUCGUCGAGAUGUGGAACGAUCGGCAGCCGGGAUCGAAUCGAACUACCGCCUAUUGGUGGGCCGGGUACACGAAUUUUUCGAUUGACGCGGAGUCGACGAGUUAUACCCUUUACGCAUGGCAGGAUUGGCGGGAUAUUCUCGGAAAUGCGUCGGCCAACUGGUAUGACCUCACCUACAGUUCCGGACGUCCAUUUUCCACCAUCGACCGUAUCAACGACCCGCAAGCCAAAUCCGUUAGCGAUUUCCAUUUGGGGGGUUGGUGGCUGUAUUACGGGGCGUUUUGCUCGUUGAAUGGAGAAUAUGUGCCGCCGAUUAGCUGGGGGAACGGUUACGGGAUGUUUUGGUUGGUGGAGGAUCCAAAAUGGCAAAAGGGGGAGCCGUAUCAGUAUGUAAUCAACCCCGCGCACUCCAAGAUGAUGUUCCGACGAGUGGUAAAGAAUGGAAGAAUGCUAGCCACAAAUCGGAUUCAACGAGUUUAC